Molecule: messenger RNA, 522 nt
Organism: Gryllus bimaculatus (two-spotted cricket)
Lineage: Eukaryota; Metazoa; Arthropoda; Insecta; Orthoptera; Gryllidae
Source: the annotation of a GenBank genome assembly
AUGGCGGUGAUGAUCGACGACACGAUGAGCGGCAAGAUGAGCGACUUGAGCAUCUGCAGGAAGACGUCGCCCACGAAGGUGACGUACAUCACCUCACGCGGCGGCCAUUCGCCCUCCCGGGAGUUGCGCAGGAUCACCCCGAGCACCACGCCCGCGGUGACGCCGAGCAGCGUGAGCAGCGUCAGCAGGUUCUCGGACAGGCAGUUGCGCGCGCGCUUCGACCAUGGCUGCGCUGCGUCGGGCAUGGUGCUGCCGCGGCGGUGGACCGGCGAGGACACGGGCUGCGGGCUCGGGCCGGCUUCUGACAAGGGACUCCUGCAACAAGCGAGCGCCGUGGCGGCCACUAUUGAGGGUCGUGAAACAAGAAUGAGGUCGAUUACAAAGAUAACGAUGGCGUUGAAAAAGGAGUGUUUCAAGCAAAAGUAUAGAUCUCAAGAUCAGGUUUGAAGCCGACCGGACGAGACAUUGUGUCAAUAACGAAAUGGAAAAAGUACUAAAGGACAAAGAACAAUGGAGUGGGUU